AUGAGCAACUCCAGUCGCAAAGCAUCACGUCCUGCACAUCAUGCAAACAGCUCUGCGACAGCAUUCGUCAACCCGUGGCCAUCAGCUUCAGCUCCGACAUGGGGAGAGUUGGCCCAGUCCUCGUUUCCAUUAGGGCUGUACAAGGACGAACAUCUCCGACAUGAGAAGGCGCGGGAGCUGAAAGUUGUCAAACCAGACUGGGGAACGGCCAGCCUGAAAGACAGAAACAUUGACAAAGCCACAUCGGUCAUUGGUACUUGGUUGGGUCAUGCAAGUGCCCUCGUCGAGAUACCGCCCAUCGACAAUAUCGAACAAAAGAGCCUAUGGCUCCUCUUUGAUCCUGUCUUCUCCAUGAGGGCAGGGCCAACAGUGAACAGUGGAGUCGCACGAUUCAAGACGGCUCCUUGCCAAGUCGAGGAUCUGCCUGGCUGUGAUGCCGUCUUUAUCUCCCACAAUCACUACGACCACCUCGAUGCGCCGUCUAUUAGAGCAAUCGAACAGAAAUUCCCUCAAGCCAAGUACUUUGUCAGUCUGGGUAUCAAGCAAUGGAUGUCUUCUAUGGGAGUGCCAGUGGAACAGAUCUGGGAAAUGGACUGGUGGGAGAACCGGGAGUACUGCCCCGAAGACUUUGGCAUCGACACACGGCCAGCCUCCACCAACCAAAUAAACUUCAAAUUCUCCUGCGUGCCUGCGCAACACAAUUCCGCACGAAGUCCCAUCGAUCAAGGCCGAACACUGUGGUGUGGCUGGGUAGUGGAACGCUUCAUACGGACACAAGACGAAUCAAGUGCAUCUAAAGCGACGAGAAAAGGCUUGAUCUAUCAUGCUGGGGACACCGGGUAUAGGAGAACAUCUAGAUCUGAUGUUGUCUGUCCCGUCUUCCAAGAGAUCGGGAAGAGGUUCGGAGCUUUCGAUUUAUCCUUCAUCCCAAUAUGGCGGGGUGGUACGCUUGGAUUCUUUUCUUCCUGGGGACUACGACUGUCACAUCAGGAUUUCCCUGCGGCUCACCAUGCGUCUCCAGCAGAUGCGAUUGCGAUCCAUCUCGACGUGAGGUCGCGGAACACGAUUGGAAUCCACUUUGGUACGUUCGUUGGUUCCGAAAACGAAUCUUAUGAAGCUAUGAUAGAGUUCGCCCAGGCUUGUGAUCGGCAUUCUGUCGCAAGUCUGGACAGCAUGGGAGAUGACGAGUACGGUCGUGCCGGACUCCUGGACAUUGGUGACAGCCUGGCCGUACCGACCCUGUGA
This is a messenger RNA of Cladophialophora carrionii CBS 160.54, 1245 nucleotides long. RefSeq lists its product as uncharacterized. The record is from RefSeq and is a predicted model, not a curated record. Gene Ontology annotation, cellular component: cytoplasm; membrane-bounded organelle. The transcript has a single exon. NCBI's taxonomy places the organism in Eukaryota, Fungi, Ascomycota, Eurotiomycetes, Chaetothyriales, Herpotrichiellaceae. Gene Ontology annotation, molecular function: N-acylphosphatidylethanolamine-specific phospholipase D activity; zinc ion binding. Gene Ontology annotation, biological process: N-acylphosphatidylethanolamine metabolic process; N-acylethanolamine metabolic process. Bases 1 to 1245 code for a protein of 414 amino acids.